AUGGCGUUCUGUCUGGCCUUGCGCGUGGCACUGCUGCUCCUCGCUGGGGUCCUGGCCCCUGCGGUGCUCACAGCCGAGGGCCCGCAGGAGCCCGCGCCCACGCUGUGGAACGAGCCUGCUGAGCUGCCCUCCGGAGAAGGUCCCAUGGAAAGCACCAGCCCAGCCCGGGAGCCUGAGGCCUCGGUUCCCCCCGGCGCCACCGCCCCGCCGAGCCCGGAGGACAGCACUGCACAUGAGCAUCUGGACCACAGCGGGGGCUCGCUGGGGCCCGGCGCCAUCGCAGCGAUAGUCAUCGCCGCCCUGCUGGCCACCUGCGUGGUGCUGGCGCUCGUGGUCGUUGCGCUGAGAAAGUUUUCUGCCUCCUGA
Molecule: messenger RNA, 366 nt
Organism: Artibeus jamaicensis (Jamaican fruit-eating bat)
Lineage: Eukaryota; Metazoa; Chordata; Mammalia; Chiroptera; Phyllostomidae
Gene: SNORC
Product: secondary ossification center associated regulator of chondrocyte maturation
Exons: 3
Coding region: 1-366 (121 amino acids)
Biological process (GO): cartilage development
Cellular component (GO): cell periphery
Source: RefSeq, a predicted model, not a curated record